Messenger RNA from Leucoraja erinaceus (little skate), 1819 nucleotides. RefSeq names its product regulator of chromosome condensation 1 (gene rcc1). The record is from RefSeq and is a predicted model, not a curated record. Gene Ontology annotation, molecular function: guanyl-nucleotide exchange factor activity. NCBI's taxonomy places the organism in Eukaryota, Metazoa, Chordata, Chondrichthyes, Rajiformes, Rajidae. The transcript has 9 exons. Gene Ontology annotation, cellular component: cytoplasm. Bases 16 to 1401 code for a protein of 461 amino acids.
GAAUCUCUGAUACUGAUGCAGAUAAGUCUUAUGCUAUCAAGUCAUGCAUAUGUAUUAUUGUCUCUAUUUAGUCACUUAAACUGCUUAAUAUUGCUUAUCAGGAAAUUCAGAAUACAAUGGCAGGAAAAAAAAAAACCAGUGAAGAGGUCUUCAUUAUCAAAAGAUGAUGUUGAGAAAAAGCGAGCUGAAGAAAGUAAAAAGAUAAAGAUUUCUCAUUCUUCCCACGGGGCAACCCCUGGAAUCGUCCUGACGCUGGGUCAGGGUGAUGUUGGCCAACUUGGUCUUGGUGAAAACAUCAUGGAGAGGAAGAAACCUGCUUUGGUCAAGGGACUACCAGAGAAGAUUGUGCAGGUGGAGGCUGGUGGAAUGCACACUGUGUGCCUUGCACUGUCAGGAAAUGUUUACACGUUUGGCUGCAAUGAUGAGGGUGCGCUAGGGCGCGACACGGUGCAGGAUGGGUCCGACAUGGUUCCUGUCCAGGUUCAGCUUGAUGAACACGUGGUCCAGGUUUCUGCUGGUGACAGCCACACUGCGGCUCUGACUGAAAGAGGCCAAGUCUUCAUAUGGGGCUCCUUCAGGGAUAACAAUGGAGUUAUUGGACUAUUAGAACCCAUGAAGACCAGCCUUACACCACAGCGGGUGCCCAUUGAUGAUCCAAUUGUUAAAAUUGUCUCAGGGAAUGAUCACUUGGCAAUGCUGUCUCUUGACGGUGAGAUUUUCACUUCUGGCUGUGGUGAGCAGGGACAACUAGGAAGACUGGCAGAAUGUUUCACAAACCGAGGAGGACGGCGAGGUCUAGAACGACUGCUGAUUCCCAAGAACGUUCGCCUCCGAUCCAAAGGGAGUGGGAAGGUGAAAUUUACUGAUGUUUUCAGUGGUGCCUAUUGCACAUUUGCAAUUUCGAAGGAAGGCCACAUCUAUGGUUUUGGACUCUCCAACUACCAUCAGCUAGGAACACCAGGCACAUCCUCCUGUUACUCGGCACAUAAACUGAGCGCAUUCAAGAACUCGGGCAAGUCUUGGACCAAAUUCUCUGGCGGACAACAUCAUACCUUGUGCUUGGACUCUGAUGGCAAAGUAUACAGCUUGGGCCGUGCGGAGUAUGGACGCCUAGGGCUGGGAGAACGUGCCACAGAGAAGAGUACGCCUACUGCCAUUCAAGGACUCCCUGCUAUCGCUGAAGUGGCUUGUGGAGCUUCUGUUAGCUAUGCCAUCAGCAAGGAUGGUCGAGCCUUCGCCUGGGGCAUGGGGACAAAUUUUCAGCUGAGCACAGGCAACGAGGAGGAUGUGUGGAGCCCCUUCCAGAUGACGGGUCAGCAGCUGGAGAACAGAACAGUCCUCUCCGCCUCCAGUGGAGGCCAGCACACUGCGUUACUUGCAGCAGACAAUGGAGAGAGUUGAUGCAUUCGGCCGGCCGCUCCACACUAAAACCUACUGCUGAAACAAACCUCGACCUUUGUAAAGACUGAGCCCUGCACUUUCCCCACAACCCUGAAUGCAAUGUUUUGUUAUUACAGGAAUUGAUUUUAUCUUGUUCAUUUGUUUGUUUUCUAUAACCCCCACGGAGUACACGUCUCAUCCAGACCUGGAACCUGUGUACUCUGCUGUGUCAUUUUAUUGUAUUGUUCCUGUUUUUUUAUUGAAGCAAGAACAAGAAGUGUUCGCUUUGAUAUGAAUUGGAUUUCAUUAUGUGAGAGCCAUUAUUUUAUGUUAAAUCUCUAUAGGUUUUUGGGUGGGAAUGGCUGGGCAGGCAAGUAGAAAAGGAAAGAAAAAUAUUCUUUUAAAAUCUAAUAAAUCUUUUUGUGAUAGUUUUCUAUAA